UGACAGUUGACAUUGUCAGAACAGAAGAACAUCACAGCACAGGUUAAUGAAUUUUUGUGCAUGUUUGUUUGAGAGGUUAUUAUUUAUAAUUUUUCAAAAUAAAUUUAAAAUUACUCAUAAACAUACAAUGAAAGAAAAUGAAUACAAAGAUAAAAAGAAACACAAGAACAAUAAAAUUCGGCUUUACAAACCAAAAAAGAAAAAGAGUGCCGAGGAGGACGCGGCUAUACAAUUUUUACAAGCUCAAUAUGAAAAGAUAAUUCCAGAUGAAUUAAAAACGUUUAAAGAUUUCCCACUUUCUCAAAAAACGUUAAAGGGUUUAAAAGAGAACAACUAUACUAUUCCGACGGAAAUCCAGCGACAGGCUAUUGGUUACACGCUUCAGGGCAAGGACAUCUUGGGAGCCGCCAAGACUGGCUCCGGCAAAACAUUGGCUUUCCUAGUGCCCAUACUUGAAGUGCUAUUUUGUAAAAAAUGGACCCGGUAUGAUGGUGUUGGAGCCCUUGUUAUAUCUCCGACCAGGGAACUAGCCUACCAGAUAUAUGAAACUUUACGAAAAAUAGGACACUUUCAUGAUUUCUCUGCCGGUUUGAUCAUUGGUGGUCAAAAUCUCAAAUUUGAACGGAAAAGAAUGGACCAAAUGAAUAUUUUAAUAUGCACUCCUGGACGACUACUACAACAUAUGGACGAAAAUCCUUUGUUCAAUUGUGAUCAUCUGCAAAUUUUAGUCCUAGAUGAAGCUGACAGAUGUUUAGACAUGGGAUUUGCACAGACAAUGAAUGCCAUUAUAGAAAAUUUGCCACCAGAGAGGCAAACAUUGCUAUUCUCUGCUACUCAAACAAAAUCUGUCAAGGACUUGGCUCGACUCAGUCUAUCUUUUCCAACAUAUGUGGCUCCUCACGAGCAAGCCGAUACUGUCACACCAGAGUCCCUCCAACAGAGUUACAUUGUGUGCGAAGUUGAUGAAAAGAUUGGCAUCCUUUGGUCUUUCAUCAAGAACCAUCUAAAACAAAAAGUCUUAGUAUUCAUGGCAACCUGCAAGCAAGUCAAAUAUACUUACGAAUUAUUCUGUAAGCUCCGGCCUGGCGUCAGUCUGCUAGCAUUGUAUGGUACUCUUCAUCAAGAGAAGAGAGAAAAAAUUUACAAUGAGUUUUGCAGGAAAUCAAAUGUUGUAUUGUUUGCCACAGACCUUGCAUCCCGUGGUUUGGAUUUCCCUAGAGUUAAUUGGGUGAUUCAGAUGGAUUGUCCAGAAGAUGUUCAGACCUAUAUACACAGAGCUGGUCGCACGGCCCGAGGAGUGUUUGGUAAAGGUGAAGGGCUACUGAUGUUAUUGCCACAUGAAGAGAAAAUUGUUGAUGAUUUAAAACAAAGCAAAAUUCCUAUAAAUAAAAUCUCAGUAGAUCCAUCAAAAGUAGUUGCACCACAGAGAAAAAUUGAAGCUUUACUUUCUGACAAUACAGAGUUGAAACAGAGUGCUCAAAGGGCUUUUAUGAGUUAUGUAAGAUCAGUCUUUUUAAUGAAAAAUAAGGAAAUAUUCAAUAUACAACUCCUAGAUACUGAUGCUUAUGCUAGAUCAUUAGGAUUAAUUGUACCUCCAAGAAUAAAGUUUAUGCAUAAAAAUAAUAAACUUAUGGCUGGGACUGAGAAAGAAAAUGAAAAAGAAGAAGAUAAAUUAAUGGAGAAAUUAAAUGCUGGCGAUGAUAGUGGUGAUGAAAGUGCUUCAGAUGAUGAUGAUACAGUCAUAGAGAAAGACACAGUUAUGAAUAAUUUAACAGACAUUAGAAAACAAUCAAAAAAACAAUUGGAAAAGUUUGAAUUCCACAAUGAAGACAGUGAUGAAGAUGAUUUCCUUCAAGUUAAGAAAGUUGAUGUAGAUGUAGACACAAACGUUAUGGAGCUAGAAGAGCAUAAAUCUAAGAAAAAGGCAAAGCCUUUGACUAAAGCAGCAGUUGCUAAGAAAAUACUGAAGAAGAAAAUAAAAGUAAAUACUACAGUGAAAUUUACAGAAGAGGGAGAAGCAAUAGGGGAUGAGAAGAAAGAUGUUAAAUCAGAAUUAGCUAAACAGUUUGUAAAUGAGAAUGUGGGUGGUAUUGACAUUGAGAGAGCGAAACAAGUGCUGCAAGAGGAAGACAAGUUUGAUAAGAUACGGUUCAGAGAGAAAGUCAAAGCUAAACAUAAAGAACAAAAGAGAAAAUUAAAGAAUAAAAAGAAGGAAGAAGAGGGAGAGAAGGAUGACUUUGGAUCACAGUCUGAAUCAGAUGGACCUGAUCUGUCUUGGUUGCCUGAUCCUGACAAAGUGUAUGGGAAAGCUGAGGGAAGCGAAGCAGGUUCUGAUGACGAUAUAAGUAAUGCUGUAUCAGAUGAUGGUGAUUCAUUUGAAGAGGAUAAAGAUGAGAAAUUCCAUAGGCCUACAAAACGGAAACUGGUGGAAAGCCGCGGCAUCCCGCAGGAGAGCGUCGCGCCGCGGAAGGUCAAGAAAGUUCAAGACAUCUCGAAGUCACUUUCGGUGCAAGAGGCCGAGCUUCUGGCGAUGCAGCUACUCCAGAAGAAGUAGUAGUUCUAUAUUUAAGAUGUUACAAUAAAUUGAUUUUAUCAA
This is a messenger RNA of Plodia interpunctella (Indianmeal moth), 2596 nucleotides long. RefSeq lists its product as uncharacterized. Gene Ontology annotation, cellular component: nucleus. Gene Ontology annotation, molecular function: nucleic acid binding; RNA helicase activity; ATP binding. Gene Ontology annotation, biological process: rRNA processing. The record is from RefSeq and is a predicted model, not a curated record. The transcript is spliced from 3 exons. NCBI's taxonomy places the organism in Eukaryota, Metazoa, Arthropoda, Insecta, Lepidoptera, Pyralidae. The coding region runs from base 47 to 2554 and encodes 835 amino acids.